Paramuricea clavata is the source of this 693-nucleotide messenger RNA. The record is from the annotation of a GenBank genome assembly. NCBI's taxonomy places the organism in Eukaryota, Metazoa, Cnidaria, Anthozoa, Malacalcyonacea, Plexauridae.
AUGUCAAACACGACGAUUCAAUUGUUUGGAAGGGGCAUUGAUACGAUAGUUGUGCAAGCAACUGGAAGUGGCAAGAGUUUGUGUUUUCAGUUGCCUUCUCUUUUCGAUCGCCAAAAAUUUGUUGUUGUAGUGACCCCAACUAUAUCAUUGAUAAAUUCACAAAUUGAGGAAUUGAAGAAACUAAACAUAGAUGCAAUCGCUCUAGGAAGAUCAGCAGGACAAGAUGCACAGCGUAAUGAUGACAGGUUGUUUUACAACAAUGGCACAAGUCCUCUUCCAUCACUUGUGUUCAUGUCUCCUGAGCAUUUUGUCAAUCGCGUUUGCUACAGUCUGGGAGAAAACAAAGAAAGCAUCAAGUUAUUAGUCUUAGAUGAGAUGCACAAAAUGUUUGAUAGGAACUCCAAUUUUCGUUUGUGCUAUGAUUUUUUCAAGGGAAUUAAAGAAAGGUUUCCUUGUGUACCAGUAAUGGCCCUAAUUGCCACCUUAAGUAAGGGUCAGUUGCAAAGCUUGUGCGUUGACUAUUUACAAAAUCCCGUCCUUAUUAAGAGUUUGAUUAAUCGCAGCAACAUCAAAUUAAACAUUAAAUCAUAUGUUCACACAAAAAAGAGUAAGUCAAGCGCAGAUGGGAAACUCAAGUUUGAAGGAAGGAAUUUGGUGUGCAUGUGCAACAGAUAUAAAGAACAUAACUGGUGA